Molecule: messenger RNA, 2130 nt
Organism: Canariomyces notabilis
Lineage: Eukaryota; Fungi; Ascomycota; Sordariomycetes; Sordariales; Chaetomiaceae
Product: WD40 repeat-like protein
Exons: 1
Coding region: 1-2130 (709 amino acids)
Cellular component (GO): nucleus; SAGA complex
Molecular function (GO): protein binding
Source: RefSeq, a predicted model, not a curated record
AUGGACGACGAGUACGCGAGCUCCGAGAACGAGCAGGAUGAAUUGAUGGAAGAAGCCGACGACCUCGAAGUGGAUAACGAGGCCGAAGACGACAAUGAAGACGAGGAGGACGACCAGGAUGAGCAAGAUGAGCCGGAGCAAGAACCAGAGCCGGAACAGGAUGCCGACCCGUUCGACGAAACUCACCCGGCAGCCUCGGAUGCCCAGACGGAAUCCGCGAAACGAGCAUCCGCUCCACCCACCACACCGGCGACGGCGUCACGGUGGCGCCCUAUUCUACGUCAAGAGUACAUCGACGCUCCUCUCUACGAUAUCGUGCCGACCAUGGCGGCACCCCAGGCCACUAGCGUCAACUGCAUGGCGAUCACCCCUGAUCUGCGCUACUGGAUGACGGGCGGCUCAGACGGCUACAUCCGAAAGUACGACGGCAUAGGCACCAUAAACGGCAAGCAGCAACUCACCGUGGCGCAAAGACACCCCUUUGUCGAUAGCGUUGUCAAGGCCGGGAUACUCAUGAGCUACUGGGAGAACGAGGAGCCGGCGCCGCCGAACGCGCGCGCCGAGGAUAAGAUCUUGUCUCCAGUGUACAGCCUGGCCAUACACAGCGGCGCACUGUGGCUGCUGAGCGGUCUUGAGAGUGGAGGUAUCAACCUGCAAAGUGUGCGACACGAUGAGGGCAAGAGGAUACACUGUCUUCGCGAAGGCGGACACACCAACGCCGUGAGCGUACUGCAGCUGGCACCAGACGAGAAGAGCGUGCUAAGUGGUAGCUGGGAUAAAACGGUCCUGGACUGGGAUCUGAACAACGGCCAGAUUCUGCGGCGAUUUGAGGGCAGCGGAGGGCAAAUAUCAGCUAUUGAGCUGCGUCCUGCGAGCGGCGCCCCCAUCCCCGCCGAGGCGAGUGAGGUCGAAAUCAGGAGCGAGACAUACGACACAGACUCUAAGGUGCGGCUGAAUAGCUUCUUCACAAACCACGCUGGCAAUGGAGCCGGCGAAGCAGGACAGGCCGGAAGAAAUGAUGCAGGAGCAGCCGUAGACGGGCCUGGGUCCCCGGAACACGAGUCCUUAUUUGGAAGUCCGGCCGGGUCACUCUUUGGUGACAACGACACUAUGGGUGGCGGUGGAGCUGCCUUUGGCGAUGACGACGACGAAUUUUCCAGAGCGAUGGAUAUGGGACUCCAUGACGACCCGAGCCAGAACGGGCUAGAUCAGUCUGCCGACUUCACAAUGGGUGACGCAGCUGGGCCAGCCCUCGACGGCGGCGCUACUUCUGUUCCAGACUUGCUUCCACCGACGCAAGAAGGGAUCGGCCCUAACCAAGGGGAAUCUCAUGGCGACCUCUCGAACAGCGAAACCAUGACUAGCGGGGACACGGCUCGCGGCAUCUCAAUGGACUCUAGUCAGCCAGCGAUAAUCCCGGAAACACAGCCGACAACUGCCCCGUCAUCCUUCCCCGACCCUCAAACCAUCCAAGCAUCGUCCAACCAAUCCAUGGACCCCCCGCCGCCUUCAUUCCAAUCCAGUACCGCCGGCGGACCCUCCUCGCCCUCCACAUUGCUCACUUCAGCCGCUGCCCCGCCACAUCACGACCAAACUCAAACCUCCUCCAGCACAUUCCUCUCGGCUGCCAUCGACGGAACCAUUCGCAUCUGGGACCGCCGGGUGCCGGACCCGGUGGCGCGCAUCAACAACCGGCGCGGGGUGCCGCCGUGGUGCAUGGGCGCGUGCUGGUCGCCUGACGGCAACUGGAUCUACGCGGGGCGGCGCAACGGCACGGUGGAGGAGUACAGCAUACACAAGGCGACGAGCGGGUGGCAGCCCGAGCGUUCGCUCAAGUUCCCCGCCGGUUCAGGAGCCGUGAGCUGCGUGCGGCCCAUGCCCAACGGGAGACACCUCGUGUGCGCCUCGCACGACAUUUUACGACUGUACGACCUGCGCGACAACGCCGCCUUCAAGCACUCAAAGGUUCCCUUCAUCAUCAUCCCCGGCCCGCCCCGCGCCGGUGUCAUUAGUGCUCUGUACAUCGACCCCACCUCGCGGAUCAUGCUCUCCGCCGCCGGCACCAGGGGUUGGGACGGGACCAGCACCGAGGUGCUGAUUGGGUAUGAGAUUGCCGUUGCUAAGCAAUAG